AGUACGUCCCUAGCCGCGCGCGCCCCCAGAACUACCUACCCAUGCGAUGCGCCCUGUCUGAGCAUCGCGAGACGAGAGCCUCCUGCCGCAGCUCUGACCGAGUCCCCGACGAUGCGCAUCUCCCCUGACCGCUGCGACACCCGCGAAAGAACCACCACGAGCGGAUGCGUCUAUGUGCGCACCACGAGAUGGGCCCGUCCAGGGCGCAGGAGAGCCGACGGUGCUGCCACCCGCCGACUUGAAGAGCCAGCGCCCUGAUGCUGGCAUGCGACACCACGACCAUUAUGCCCUCCGACUCCCUGAAUGGCGCAACAAGCUGCGCAAGUAUCUGAUUCCCAUUGUGCGCUGGGAGACGCCCUAUCUGGCUUUCAUGCAGGACAAGAUGCGGACGCCCGCCCUCGAUUCCUACUUCGCCUUCACCGCCAAUCUGGGAACCCACACCUUCUUUAUGGUUAUGCUCCCGAUUCUGUUCUGGUGUGGAUACACGAGCAUGGGAAGAGCAAUGGUGCAUGUGUUGGCCGCCGGCGUCUUCUGGAGUGGCUUCGUCAAAGAUAUGCUGUGUCUCCCGCGGCCUCUCUCCCCUCCCCUUCAGAGGAUCACCAUGUCCGGCUCUGCAGCCCUCGAAUAUGGAUUUCCCUCGACGCACUCAACCAACGCCGUUUCUGUGGCUGUCUACGCUAUACAAAUGCUGCAGUCCACCCCCGAAACGCACUACCCAACUCUUUAUCUAGCAUUGCAGGUGCUCUUCUACUUUUAUGCCAUAUCCAUUAUCUUCGGCAGGCUCUACUGCGGCAUGCACGGCUUCUUCGACGUUAUUCUCGGAAGUCUUCUCGGCGCCGGACUUUCUGUUAUUCAAAUUCUCUACGGAGACGCCUUUGACAAUUGGAUAUGUCAAGGCUCCUACACACACCCUUUGAUUGCCACACUAAUCAUCCUUGUCCUGGUUCGCAUUCAUCCGGAGCCUGCCGAUGACUGCCCCUGUUUCGACGACAGCGUUGCGUUUGCUGGGACCGCAAUUGGAGUCCAGGUGGGGGCUUGGCACUUUGCAAGCACCGGUCUCGCAUGGGAUUAUCCAAUACCCUCUACUGUUCCCUUCGAUCUUGAGAACAUCGGGCUUGUGAAAGCCACCAUCCGCAUUUGUGUAGGCGUUGUGGUCAUCUUUGCUUGGCGAGGUAUUAUGAAACCUGCGAUGUUGAAGAUUCUACCGCCGAUUUUCAGAGUACUCGAGGACGCGCGUCUAAGUCUUCCAAGGGCUUUCUUCUUGACAGCCUCUCAGUAUACUAGCGUGCCAAAACUACACGGAGACGACAACGUGAUCCCGUCAGCAUCCGACAUUCCACGACUUCUAACAAAUCUUCGUCACCCACGGCAACGAUCAGUCUCCGUGGGCCCUCAGUCAGCAGCGGACGCUUAUGAAACGCUGGCUUACCGCAAUAAACGACGAAGAGAGAGCCUCACAUCAGACGCCGAAAAAUCGCCCAUUAGUAUAACCGGAAGUAUUCCUGAAGGCUACGGGAUUUCGACAAACUCAAAGCAUCCACCCAACGUACGCACAAAUGUGCCGCUAGGGGCGGAUCUACUCCCGACGCCAAUAUCUUCGCGCGUCCACUCAUAUGAGCAAAUGAUGGGUAGUGGAGAGGUGAUCGCGUCGCCGGGCACCCCACCAUACGGCGAAGCUAGUUAUGAAUACGUCGAUAAGACAGCAGGGGUCGACGGCUCAGACGAUGAGAAGGAAGAUCGUGAGAUAUUCCUGAAGCUUGAACGGCCUCGAGUGAGAUACGAUGUCGAAGUGAUUACGAAGCUCAUUGUAUAUACGGGUAUCGCAUGGUUAGCUGUGGAAGGGAACCCUAUCCUUUUUGAGAUAUUUGGUCUAGGGAUGACCGUUUAGUGCUUGAACGCUGCUGUGGAUGUUGGCGCAGCAAUUUACGUGUUAAUCGUAAACGUAAACACGACGUUGGCGUUUG
This is a messenger RNA of Mytilinidion resinicola, 1964 nucleotides long. Its product is annotated as PAP2-domain-containing protein. NCBI's taxonomy places the organism in Eukaryota, Fungi, Ascomycota, Dothideomycetes, Mytilinidiales, Mytilinidiaceae. The transcript is spliced from 4 exons. The record is from RefSeq and is a predicted model, not a curated record. Gene Ontology annotation, molecular function: sphingosine-1-phosphate phosphatase activity. Gene Ontology annotation, cellular component: endoplasmic reticulum membrane. The coding region runs from base 173 to 1888 and encodes 571 amino acids.